UUUUUGUAUGAACCGGUGCGACCGGACAGCAAGCCGCCGGAUUUGGCUGAUGUAGCCGUGCCGCUUUUAACUGAAUGGCAUUACAGCCGACGGCAACGGGAUGACACCACAAUUUAUAUCAAUCCAACUGGUCUUGAAACCACACAGAUCCCACAGUUUAUGCGCGUAUGGAACAGUUUAUGGAUUACAACAAUGUCAGCUUCGCCACAGAUCAGCGAUCGUAUCCUGAAUCCCUCGUGGAUUGCUAUGAACGAUUUCUCCACCGGCCAAUGUGGCCAGCUGUACAUCCAAAUACUAAAUAAAUUCCGUUGGAGCUCAGUUUUUAUUAUUAUCGAUCCGGGAGAUCCCGGCGUUUUUGCGAUUGUAGCAUCGUUUGUCCAGAAAGAGCUGGAAAAGCAGCCUCACAUUAAGGCCUUUGUGCAAAAGAUAGCAACUAAAAGCACCAAAGUGCCCUUUGGUGCCUUCGACUCGAUUUUGAAGGAUGUUGCUGCUGUCAGCCGCGUCAUUUUAUUCUUCGGGCAUGCCGUAUUCUUGCGCGAACUCUUGAUUACCGCAGCAAAAAUGGGUAUGACAAACGGAGAAUAUGUUUAUAUAGCGAUCGAAACUAUGCGGAACAAACCAAUUCUUGGCGAUUUUAAUUGGAGAUACAACGACAACGAUGAUGAUCUUGCCUUUCGAGCAUACCAGUCCCUGCUCAUUGUUCAGCCAAAAAACGUCGACAUGACCCCCAAUUUACAACUAGGAAUGGAGUUCAUACGUCGUUCUUAUCGAGAUUACAACUUAUCAUACAACAUAUCUGACCAGAACUUUCCCAAUCUCAUCAGUAGCUACCGGGCAAUAACGGCGACCGCUGCGUUCCUUAAUGAAUCUCUCUCGGGGGUGGAUGAUUUGGAUUAUCAGGAUGGCAGAGCUUUAGCGCGGAUGUUCCUCAAUCGAACGUACACCGAUGAGUACGGUAGUUUGUACAUCGACAACACGGGACAGCGACGCACGGAUUUUGUCGUCACCUACUUUGACUCAUUCGGCAUUCGUACUCCACUCUUAUUUAAAACCGGAAAGAAUGAUACAUUAAUGGAGGCUACCCGCGUAACCGAAUGGGCCAACUCCUCUAAGCCAUUCCCUCCACCAAAUGAACCUUAUUGUGGCUAUUCUAACAACAAACCGUCUUGUUUGCCGAAAAGCGAUAAUACGUCGAUGCUCAUCGCUAUCUUCACAGUCUCUGGUUCUUUCAUCGUCGCAGCGAUACUUUCUAUAUUCCAUUGGAGGUACACGAAAAUAAGGUACAAAGAAAGGUUAUUACACGAUCCUUGGUGGCAAGUGGACAAUGAUGACCUGAAAGCACCAUCUUACUUCAACUCAUACGCGUCUUCACUUUUUGCUGGACCUGAACACCCGUACAAUGACGCUGUAUCUAUGAUAUCGCACUCGGUAAGUCACACUGCCGUUGAAGAGAUCCUGACUUUCAAGUUUCCAAUGAACCAGGCGACAGCUGUCCGGUUCGCAUCGCUCCAUGGAAAAGGUGUUGCAUGUUUCCCCGUUGCGCGCGGUAAAGGUCAUUUGAGUUUUAAGGAACUAUCCAACAGUCAGCACUUACUACGGCUUCUUCGAAAGUGCUGGGGGUUGGAUCAUCAGAAUGUCUGUCGGCUUUAUGGGAUAAGCAUUAACUUGACCGCUGAGAGAUUCAGCGUAAUGGUGAUCUUCGCGUGCCCCUCCAGAGGGAACCUGCCGCAAAUGUGCAACGGUGUGCUGGGCGCAGAUUUUACAUUCACAAGCUCCUUUGUCAUGGACUUCCUUGAGGGUUUGCAGUAUAUUCACAACUCCAAGGUAGCUUACCAUGGACGGCUCAGUGUAUUCAACUGCUGGAUCGAUAAGCAUUUUACACUGAAGCUCAUGAAUUUGGCUAGCGAUAGAAUUCGCGAUGAACUGGAACUCAUUGAUCUUGACGGCAGUAUGAACUGCCACGGUCCAGUUAACGCACCCUGGGAACAGUAUUUUUGGCUAGUUCCGGAGCUGGACGAAAUUGACCAAUGGGACACCGCACCGAAGUCGUGGCAAGCAGUCGAUGUAUUUUCUACAGGAUUUGUCCUGUACGACAUAUUAACGAGCGGAACCCUGUACAAAAAAAUGGAGGAGAUGUUCGGCACUGCAACUAUAAUCUACCCGGAAAAUAACCGCGAUAACCCACUGGAAGCUGCUAUUGACUACAUGGAAAUAGCCGAACUGGCCAGUGCCAUUCACGGCUGCUUAAGUGUGAUUCCGGAAGACCGACCGACUGUCAAACAGCUGCGCUCGCAACUGAAAGAGCUCUCGCCGCUGCUUUCCCCGGAAAACAGCCAGUAUAAACUAUUCGAUAAGAUUUACCGGAGGUUCUGCUACUAUUCCAAUCAGUUAGAACAAGAAGUCCAAAAGCGCUCCAGAGCGUUGAAAGAUGCACGAAUGCGCUGUGAUGCGCUCGUCAGGCAGUUUUUACCGAAAGAAAUCGUGAAAAAUCUUCGUGCUGGACAGUUUGUAGCACCGGAAUUAUUUGACUGUGUAACAAUCACGUUCGCUCAACUGGACGGAUUUGCCAGUUAUGUGCUGGAUGCACCUCCGGAGAUGAUAUUCGGGCUCAUUUCCUUGGUGGAAGACUGCCUGGAUGCAGUGGCCACGUUAUGUGAGACGUAUAAAGUGGAAGCUGUGCUGGAUUCGUUUUUGGUAGCAAGUGGAUUACCCAAGCGAAUUGGUUCCGAGCAUGUACGACGCAUAGCUAACUUUGCCUUGCGAGUGCUGGGGCUGGAACCCACAUUCAAUCUGCCCAAGGAUCUGCGCAUAAAAAUUGGAAUCCAUUCCGGGCCAUGUGCUGCGGGAGUAAUUGGAGUCAAGAGGCCCCGAUAUUGCCUAUUUGGCGACACGAUCAACGUUGCAUCACGAAUGUGCAGCCAAGGGAUGCCGGGGCAGAUACAUCUUAGCUCAAGCUCUAAGCAACUUUUAGAAGAGUUCAACGAUCAUGAUUAUGUGAUUGAGCUUCGAGGUCUGCUGAAAGUAAAAGGCCGAGGCGAUAUGACUACGUACUGGUUGAUCAAAACGUCAAGCAUACAAAUAAAGCAAUAA
Molecule: messenger RNA, 3090 nt
Organism: Paramacrobiotus metropolitanus
Lineage: Eukaryota; Metazoa; Tardigrada; Eutardigrada; Parachela; Macrobiotidae
Product: atrial natriuretic peptide receptor 1-like
Exons: 19
Coding region: 160-3090 (976 amino acids)
Biological process (GO): cGMP biosynthetic process; receptor guanylyl cyclase signaling pathway; protein phosphorylation
Molecular function (GO): peptide receptor activity; ATP binding; guanylate cyclase activity
Source: RefSeq, a predicted model, not a curated record